This is a messenger RNA of Ceratina calcarata, 3086 nucleotides long. RefSeq names its product AFG3 like matrix AAA peptidase subunit 2 (gene Afg3l2). Gene Ontology annotation, cellular component: m-AAA complex; membrane. Gene Ontology annotation, biological process: mitochondrial protein processing. The transcript is spliced from 13 exons. The record is from RefSeq and is a predicted model, not a curated record. Lineage: Eukaryota; Metazoa; Arthropoda; Insecta; Hymenoptera; Apidae. Gene Ontology annotation, molecular function: ATP binding; zinc ion binding; metalloendopeptidase activity. Bases 124 to 2541 code for a protein of 805 amino acids.
GAAAUCCCGGGCGUAAAUAAUCUCGUUUCCUUUCUGGUCUUGUGGCCGGUAAUCUGUUGUGGGGAACUUAUAGAUGUAACGAAAUUUCAUCAUAUUACGUGAUUACAAAUACUUACGCCAAACAUGGCCCACCAGUUACUAUCGUCAACAAGUAAAUUAGAAAAAUUCAUUUUGAGCUCCGUUUAUAAAAAUGCCAACAUGUUCCAGUUAAGAAGAUACCUAUCAUUGAUAAAGAAUGGUAACGAAACGAGUAGAAUAGAACAUGUGCGAAAUCAAUGGAGAUUACUGUGUAAUCAGCCACCGAAAGGAUUUGAAAAGUUCUACAAGCCAAAAGCAAAUACUUCUAGUAAAACUACUGAGAAAGUUGCUGAAAAAGUAAAAGAAGGGUCCUCUAAAGAGACAUCCAAGGCGCAAUCAGCUUCCGAGACUCAGUCUCAGAAAUCUUCUACCGAUAAACGUACCUUCUCAUGGGAAUUUAAGUGGAGCAGUGGUAACAAUUCAUUUGGGAACAAAAACAAUGAAAAGAUGUUCAUCAUAGGUUUUUUAUUAAUGGGUAGCUCUUACCUGUAUUUACACCACGUAUCGAAUCUUGCGACAGAGAUCACGUGGAGAGAGUUCAUAACAAAAUGCUUGAACAAAGGGAUAGUGGAUAAAGUGGAAGUCGUCAAUAAACAAUGGGUUCGCGUAAAAUUGUUACCUGGUCACAUUGUAAAUGGAAAGGAUACUUUGUGGUUCAACAUUGGUAGCGUUGAAACAUUUGAAAGAAAUUUGGAGAAUGCACAAAUCGAACUCAAUGUAGAGCCGCAAAAUUAUUUACCGGUACAUUACAGGGACGAGUUAGAAAUGCAUCAUAUUUUAAAACUUUUACCACAGAUCGUUAUGUGGGGAUUCCUAUUUUAUUUAUUCCGUAAGUCGAUGGAAUCUUUGGGUAGAGGAAGGAAAGGUGGACUAUUUGGUCCGAUAAUGGAAUCAACCGCCAAGCUAAUCAACUCCAAAGAUAUAGGCGUACGGUUUAAGGAUGUUGCCGGUUGCGAGGAAGCUAAAAUCGAAAUUAUGGAGUUCGUAAAUUUUCUAAAAAAUCCGCAACAAUACAUCGAGCUUGGUGCGAAGAUUCCAAAGGGUGCGAUGCUGACAGGUCCACCGGGUACUGGUAAAACGUUGUUAGCUAAAGCCACAGCAGGCGAAGCGAACGUACCUUUUAUCAGCGUAUCAGGCUCGGAGUUUCUGGAGAUGUUCGUCGGUGUCGGUCCAUCAAGAGUGCGCGAUAUGUUCGCCAUGGCACGAAAACACGCGCCGUGCAUACUGUUUAUCGACGAAAUCGAUGCGGUUGGAAGAAAAAGGGGAGGCCGAAACUUCGGCGGUCAUUCAGAGCAAGAAAACACGCUUAAUCAACUUCUAGUUGAGAUGGACGGUUUCAAUACGACUACCAACGUGGUCGUGUUAGCGGCAACUAACAGAAUAGAUAUCUUGGACAAAGCGUUGUUACGACCCGGAAGAUUUGACAGACAAAUUUUCGUUCCGGCCCCGGACAUCAAGGGGCGAGCUUCCAUCUUCAAAGUACAUUUGCAGCCGCUCAAGACUAAUGCGAUAGACAAAGAUCAAUUAUCUAGAAAAAUGGCUUCCUUGACACCUGGAUUUACGGGAGCCGAUAUCGCAAACGUAUGCAACGAAGCGGCCUUGAUCGCAGCUAGAGACCUGAAUGACAACAUACAUUUGAACCAUUUCGAACAGGCGAUCGAAAGGGUAAUCGCGGGCAUGGAGAAAAAGACAAACGUCUUGCAACCCGAAGAGAAGAAAACUGUCGCGUAUCAUGAAGCUGGUCACGCGGUGGCGGGUUGGUUCUUGCAGUACGCGGACCCGCUUUUAAAGGUCUCGAUAAUCCCUCGUGGAAAAGGUUUAGGUUACGCACAGUAUUUGCCUCACGAACAGUAUCUAUAUACGAAAGAACAAUUGUUCGACCGGAUGUGUAUGGCUCUCGGCGGUCGAGUGUCGGAAGAAAUCUUUUUCAAUCGCAUAACAACGGGAGCACAAGACGAUCUCCAAAAAGUAACUUCGAACGCGUACGCUCAGGUGAUUCAGUACGGUAUGAACGAAAAAGUUGGGAACGUUAGUUUCCAGAUGCCACAGCAAGGCGAAAUGGCUUUUGACAAGCCGUACUCCGAACAUACUGCGCAACUCAUCGACACAGAAGUCCGCGCACUAAUCGAACAGGCGCAUAACCACACGCGCGAGCUACUUACAAAGCACAAGGAAAAUGUAGAAAAGGUAGCCGAACGACUAUUGAAACAGGAAAUUUUGAGCAGAGAUGACAUGAUAGAAUUGUUGGGGCCGAGACCGUUCCCCGAGAAAUCGACUUACGAGCAAUUCGUAGAGGGUACGGGAUCCUUCGAGGAGGACACCAGUUUACCGAAGGGCUUGCAAGAGUGGAACAAAUCGAGGGAAGACGACAAGCGGCCGGAGGCCACGGUUCCUCCGACGUCGGAAGCUGUUCCUGGAAAAUCAGCCGCGGCCUCUCAAAAUCAGCCGCAGCAGCGAUUAUAAACCAUGCCGCCUGUUAAGUACUUUGUAUUAUAGUUUGAAAUACAUAGGCGUAAUGAGUAGUGAUACGCGAGCAUCGAUUAUAAAUGUCAGAACGUUGUAAAUGCGCUUUCAAAAUAACACUCGAACUAUGAGUAUUUACGUAAAUGCAAAAAGAGGAGGAAAGAGAGAAAACUAUGUUCCGUAUCGAUUUAGCUUUUGCCUGUCCUCCAAUACUGAUACAGAACCUUUUUAUAAGGAGAACCGAGUUGUGUAAAAACAUGCGUAACGACGACUAUAAAUUGUAUUGACAUAUGUAUAUCCAUUCUUGUAUUUAUACAUAUAGUACCGCAGUUUAUCCGCGAUAUACGUAUACGCGAAACAAGGAUCACGUAAUUUUUUCUGUUCGAACAAUUGUAUAAAGAGGAACCAUUUUUGAAAAGAAUAAUAAUAAUAAGAAGAAAAAGAAUAAUUCUCUUGUUUUUCUUUUAAGGUCUAUAAAACUAAACUUGUAAAUGGAGCGACGAGCCAGGCGAUUCAAUAAAGAGUACAGAAUUUUGUUCACGUCA